This is a messenger RNA of Penicillium samsonianum, 189 nucleotides long. RefSeq lists its product as uncharacterized. The record is from RefSeq and is a predicted model, not a curated record. The coding region runs from base 1 to 189 and encodes 62 amino acids. NCBI's taxonomy places the organism in Eukaryota, Fungi, Ascomycota, Eurotiomycetes, Eurotiales, Aspergillaceae. The transcript has a single exon.
AUGCGCGAGGGCAAGAACAGGCUCGCAGCAGAAGUGCUUGUCGCCCGAUCCAAACCGUAUCUCCCACCUGACCCUAAAUUUGAAGAUGUGCCAACUACAGAAGAAGGCCAAAGACGCAGAGAUUCAAAUUCCAGUCCUGCAUCAACCUCCGGUGUUACUCUGCCGCCAAGCUGUUCGGCCACACAGUAA